Molecule: messenger RNA, 3766 nt
Organism: Pangasianodon hypophthalmus (striped catfish)
Lineage: Eukaryota; Metazoa; Chordata; Actinopteri; Siluriformes; Pangasiidae
Product: gamma-aminobutyric acid receptor subunit rho-1
Exons: 10
Coding region: 98-1534 (478 amino acids)
Biological process (GO): chemical synaptic transmission; monoatomic ion transmembrane transport; regulation of membrane potential
Cellular component (GO): membrane; GABA-A receptor complex; synapse
Molecular function (GO): GABA-A receptor activity; extracellular ligand-gated monoatomic ion channel activity; neurotransmitter receptor activity
Source: RefSeq, a predicted model, not a curated record
UGUGUGUUCUUCCUUGGCUCCUGUGCUAAAAGAGAAUGUCCUUGGCUGUGUGUUCAGGACCAGUGUGUAGAAUCUGACUGGAUGUGACUGGAGGACUAUGUGCACUAUGCAGAUAGAUGCUGUAAUUGUGCUGAUCUAUAUCUGUUUAAUGGGUGCUGCUGGGAAGUCAGUCCACCAGAGGGGUUAUAAACCCGAGGCCUACAAGCAAAGCAGGUCCCGGAGGGAACUAGAAGUGGUAGAUGGAGGAACUCACAAGUCUGGCAGUCCAAUCUUCAGAAGAAGUCCAGAUCUAACAAAGUCUCCUGUGACAAAAUCGGAACAAUUAUUAAGGAUAGAAGACCACGACUUUACAAUGAGGCCAGCAUUUGGAGGACCUCCUAUACCAGUAGGGGUAGAUGUUCAGGUUGAGAGCCUUGACACUAUCUCUGAGGUUGAUAUGGACUUCACUAUGACACUGUAUCUGAGACAUUAUUGGAAGGACGAGCGCCUGGCCUUUCCAAGCACCAACAACCAGAGCAUGACCUUUGACAGUAGGCUGGUGAAGAAGAUUUGGGUGCCUGACAUGUUCUUUGUUCACUCGAAAAGAUCUUUCAUCCAUGACACUACCACGGACAAUGUGAUGCUGCGGGUUUAUCCUGACGGAAAUGUGCUCUACAGUUUACGAGUAACAGUCACUGCCAUGUGCAAUAUGGACCUCAGUCGUUUCCCCCUGGACACACAGACCUGCUCACUUGAGAUAGAGAGCUAUGCAUACACUGAUGAUGACCUCAUGUUGUACUGGAAGAAAGGAAAUGAGUCUUUGAACACAGAUGACAGGAUCUCGCUGUCCCAGUUUCUCAUCCAAAAGUUUCACACAACUACAAAGCUGGCUUUCUACAGCAGCACGGGCUGGUACAAUAGGCUGUACAUCCACUUCACCCUCCGGCGCCACAUCUUCUUCUUUCUGCUGCAGACGUAUUUCCCUGCCACGCUUAUGGUCAUGUUGUCCUGGGUGUCCUUCUGGAUCGAUCGCAGGGCUGUGCCUGCUAGAGUACCUUUAGGUAUCACUACGGUUCUUACAAUGUCCACCAUCAUCACUGGCGUCAAUGCCUCCAUGCCACGUGUGUCCUACAUCAAAGCAGUGGACAUCUACCUGUGGGUCAGCUUUGUGUUUGUGUUCCUCUCUGUUAUUGAGUAUGCAGCUGUCAACUACCUGACCACCGUGCAGGAGCGCACAGAGAGGAAGCUCCGAGAGCAAUUACCCUGCACAUGUGGUAUAGCUCACCCAGAUGAGGACAUGAUGGUGACUGCUGCCUAUAGUGAUGUGGACCAAAGCACCACAGGGAACUAUGGGAUGCCAGUGAGCGAAGUGAGACAGGAGAGGAUCUUUGCUCAGUUUGCGUUAGCAGACAAUCAGACCACCAGUCAGGUGAGGAGCAUAAGAAGCUACGUCAACAUCUGGAUAGAUACUCACGCCAUAGACAAGUACUCAAGGGUGAUUUUUCCUGGAGCGUACACCCUCUUCAACAUCAUCUACUGGUCCAUCUACUCCUAACAAACCACCAAGCUACAGGACCCGAGUGGUCUGAACUAUCAAAGGCUGGGAUAGACUUUGUAGAGGUGCAAUAAAUAUUCACCAGAAGAACAAGAAGUUAACAACAGGGAUGAAAAAGGUAUCGCUUGAUCCAUUUGCACUUUUUUCAAAAUGCAGUUUUUGUCUUGGAAUUUUUACAACAGUUUCGAAACCUUUCAAAUAAUUAUGUUGACAGACAACAUUUUGACAGAAAGUAUCUUAGUUCUUUACUUCAUUUGGUUUCUGGUGCUGUAGGCAACCUUUGGAUGAGAAUAUCAAGAAGAUUGUUGAAAACACCCAAACCUGUAUGCAUUAUAGGAUUUCAGAUAACGAAGAUCAGGGUUCUUAAAUAUUUUGUAGCCAGGGACCCCUUUAACUAUAAAAUUAAUUCCACAGACUUCAUCAUUCCAUAUUGAUUUUAUGAACAUUAAUAAAUAGACAAAAUAUUAAUGCAUUAAUUGCAUUAAUAUAAAUAGAUUCGUAGAGUUUUCCAUACCUGAACUUUACACUAACAAAACACAUUACAUUCAUGUAUAUUUAUAGGCUUCUCGUUUUUGAGUUAUUGAGGUUUGAUUAAACCCAUUCAAUUAUAAUUACCAUUCAAACAGGCUAAUAACUAUAAGAACUCAAUAAUUAAUGGUAACUUUGAUAACGAUUAAUUGUGAUUUUCUCCACUGUAACUAAAUUAUAUAUAAAAAAAACUGGAUUCCCCUGGGUGUCCUUGGAGCCCAUUUUGAGAACCACUGCUGUAGACAAUCUGAAGACAAUGGACUGGGUUUAGAAAACAAUACACUCAUGCAGACAUCAUGUUCCUUGUACUUAAUUAUAUAUUUCUUCUAAUAUUCUUCUGAAUGCUUUGGAUUCUUAAUCCACUGCAGCUUAGAUUUAUCUUCCAAUUCGAACACUAUGAACACCAUGUACCACAAAGGUUAAGGCUUUAUGGUUUAUUUGGAUUGCCAGAGUGUUCAGAAACAGAAAGAAACCUGGAAGCCUGAAACCUGAAAUAACGCCAUGAGGUUGUCAAUAAUACAUUUUAAUGUCUGCAACACUUCAGCAUGUUUUGACGUAUGCACCACUGUAAAUUCUUUAAAUAGCUGGUGCUGGAAGGAAAUAUGCUCAGUUAAUGUUUGUGUAAAUAACAUGGUGGUCUUGACAACUGUAAAUCCAGAGAAAAUAAAUUACGAGACUUUAUUUUGUUGAAAUACCGUUUUGUGAGGUCUAGCAUAACUGUUUCUAAAUUGAAUGAAGUAGUUUGCAUGAUUUUUGUACUGCAUAUAAAUAUGAAAAAGUAGCUUGUUAUUUAUGUAUCUAGCCAUUUUAUUAUUAUUCUAUACCAAGCAAAAUGUCAGAGGUUGGUCAGGUGGCAUAAUAUAACCAAAAUUUUUCCACUUGAGAACAGUUUACUAUUGCAAAUUUAGGACAGAUGUAUUUCUUGUGUGUUGUCUUUUAAUCUUUUUUUUUUUUUUUUUAUUUCUUGGUUAAAAUUGUUGCUCUCACAAAAAAUGAACUGACUCAAUUUGCUGUGACAUUUACACCAAUUGUGAAUAUUGACAUGAUUUAUGAGAAAUGCAAUAAACUUGUACAUACUGCAGAUUAAACCAUUAAGCUGUGAAUCUGAGGAUGCUUUAAUGUGGGACUUCCUCCACACAGAAGUGACCUGCAACAUGCUGUUAUUCAUUUGGUAGCAACUUAGACAAAGUGUAUAGCAAGAAUUUGAAUUUGAACACAACACUUUGAACACAUUAACCACUGAGCCACUGCUGUCCGCAUGGAGAUGACUCAGUAAGCCUGCUGGAGAUAUGGACAUUACUGUAACAGUGGACGGUCACAGUGAACAACUGUCAGCAAAUCUGGGCUAUUCCUCAAAAUGUCCACUUUAUAAUUUGAGUGUAUGCAUACAAUACCAAAACAUUCUACUUUAAGAUAACAAACUAGUCUUUUAGGUUUACUAAAAGUAAUGAUAAACCUGUUUUGCAAAAAUAGAGAAAAGACAAACACAACUUUUGUGCAAAUGAUUGAAAUGGUAAUUUUAUCAUUGAAAUUGUAGAAUUAAUUUGUUACUGGCAGCAGUGUUAUGCCUCAAUUUAAAAAGAAAAAAUUUAAUCUGAGCUGGGGUUUACAUUAUACACAUCAUUAUUUAUUCAUCCCAUUAAUCAUAUCUCAUACUGUAGGCUAUGAUUUUCACAAUGUGUAAAGACCAUUACAAACAUGAAA